Molecule: messenger RNA, 5170 nt
Organism: Uranotaenia lowii
Lineage: Eukaryota; Metazoa; Arthropoda; Insecta; Diptera; Culicidae
Gene: Usp15-31
Product: ubiquitin carboxyl-terminal hydrolase 31
Exons: 6
Coding region: 471-3890 (1139 amino acids)
Biological process (GO): protein deubiquitination
Molecular function (GO): cysteine-type deubiquitinase activity
Source: RefSeq, a predicted model, not a curated record
UCGCCGUCGUCGUGUACUAGUAGUAAAAAUCAUGGUUUUGGUUUAGUAGUUGGUACAGUCAUGAGGGAGAGGAGAAUGGCUGUGUUAUAAUUUUACUGCUUUCGAAAGUUUACUGGCUGCUGAUGAUCGUCGCUAUAAUUGUGCAAAUUUUUCGGUGGUACGCGCGACGCUCGCAGAAUAGCUAUUCGGUUCUAGUCUAGCUUGUCUACGAGAUCUGACCAGAAAGUCCGCCGCGACCGAUCAGUGAAGCGAAUCGUGUAAUCGUGCGUGCAAAAUAAUUCCUAGUAGUAAUACUAGUGUUGUGUAUGUUUGGGAGCGUAUUUGAUUCAUCCUCCCUCAGUUAAUCCGGAAUUGUGUGGGGUUUAGGUUCGCAGCCGAUUGGGGUGCUGUUGCAGGGUCACUGUCGUUAGGUGGUUUAAAUUAUGCAAAACGCCAAAAAAUUGUGAUACCAAUAGAAAAUUGAACGCGAAAUGGAAACGUCGAAAAACAAUUCCUUCGGAUCCGCGAAUAGUGGUGGCAAAAGUUCCACGAUGGGCGCUGCCACUGCCGUCAAUUAUGGCCACGGGAAAACAUCCCAGACCACUAGCGGGGGUGCCAGUAAGCUGAAGCGGGCCUUCUCCCUGUCAAGGAAUCCAUUCCAUUCGGUUGGUUCCGGUAAAGGAGGUGAUCACAACGAAAUCCGGAAGUCCGGAACUAAUAGCGCAAUGACAAAUGGCGGUGGAGUGACCUCGGAGCAAAAUUCCAUAAACAGUGGUGGUGGGAAUGGGAGUGGGGGUGGGCUUGGGGUUGGUGAUGGUGACGGGGGAGGAUACGGAAAUGGCCCUGAACGAGGAAAGCUGCAACCAGGAGGCGGUUCCACAGCUAAUACGGCAGUAUCGGAGGUCGAGGCCAAGAACAAUCUGCACAACAAUCAACAGCAGCAAACGCAGAAUGCGGAGCGCAAAAUCUUCCGGCGAUUGUCGGUCAAAAAGUUUAUCAAUCGAAUUGCACAACAGAUGAAUUAUGUCAAUUUAACCGGCAAUCAAAAGAGUGCCGCCGCAUCCAGAGACCGACUGACGGGACCCGCCGGAGUAAACGGAGGUACCGGUCAACCGACGAACGGUUUCGUGUGGCCCCCGGACACCGUGCCCGGGGUGAUCGGCCUCCGCAACCACGGCAACACCUGCUUCAUGAACGCCGUGCUCCAGUGUCUCAGCCAUACCGACAUCCUGGCCGAAUACUUCGUUUUGGAUCAAUACAAGGCGGAUCUGAAACGGCGCAACAAGAUCAACGCUAAGAAGUUCGGGACCAAGGGUGAGCUGACAGAACAACUGGCGCUGGUGCUAAAAUCGCUAUGGACGUGCAAAGAUGCCCCCGAGUACAGCUCCAGUUUCAAGGCCGUGGUCGAUCGGUACGGAAGUCAGUUCCGAAGUUCGACCCAGCACGAUGCGCAGGAAUUUCUCUUUUGGCUACUGGACAAGGUACACGAGGAUCUCAACACGGCGACCAAGCGGAAAUAUAAAACGAUCAAGAACAACUACGGCCGCUCGGACGAGGUGAUCGCCGCGGAAACCCUGGCCAACCACAUACGGUGCAACAAUUCCUUCGUGCAGGCAGUGUUCCAGGCCCAGUUCCGUUCCUCGCUGACCUGCCCCCGGUGCCAUAAGCAGAGCAAUACGUUCGAUCCGUUUCACUGCAUUUCGGUUCAGCUGCCACAGCUGACGCAGCAGCCGGUCUUUGUGCGAGUGCUCUAUGCUUCGCAGCAACCGAAACAGGUGCAGCUCGGGCUGGGGAUCCCGAAUGGCUCCUCGGUGUCGGUGCUACGGGAACAGCUCCAUGCCGACACGGGAAUCAGCGUGGAUCGGAUGAUUCUGGCCGAAAUCGGAGAGGCUGGGUUUAGUCGGGUGUACUGUGAUUCGCACAUGGUGUCUUCGGUUGGCGACGAUGGGCAGGUUUAUUGUAUAGAAAGUCCAAAGCCGGCCACCGAGGGUAUCACCCAGAUUGUGUUGUGCAUCAGUAAUGCUAGGAGAGAUGUGGGCAGUGGCGAGGUUCGGCGAUUCGGAACACCGUUUUGUAUUAUGGUUAGCCGGGAUGUUUCUUAUGUGGAGUUGCAGAAACUGCUGUUGAAGGAGAUGUCCAGUAUUCUGAAGUCGGAAGUGUUUGCAUUCAGCACACCUUUGCAGGAUAUGUUUAAAAUGCGAUUGCAGGACCCGUCUUGUGAUGCCGACGCAUUUUUGGAGGCAACGGUGGAACAUCCUCUAUUCACGGAAAUGAUAGAUUUGGCGCUAUCGGUGCUACCGACGGAUGCUGGACCUGCUCAUGUCAAACUGCUGAUUGAAUGGACUAAUCCAGAGCGUUUUUUCAGCGACAUGACAGACCCGUUUGUUGAGCAUGAGAGCGUGAGUCAGAUGAAAGAGAAAAUUCCUGCUAGCAACUCGCUCACGCUGGAACAGUGCCUAGAACAUUACACCAAAGCCGAAACACUGAGCGCAGAAGAUGCCUGGCGAUGUCCACAUUGUCAGAAAUAUUUGCCAGUGGUCAAAACGCUCGGAUUAUGGUCGCUUCCGAACAUAAUGGUUAUACACUUUAAGCGAUUCCGGCAACAACAAUUGCGUGGACCACAGGCAGCAAAAUUGACCACAUUAGUGAAAUUUCCACUGACGGGAUUCGACAUGACUCCUCACCUAGCUAGGGAUCCCAAUGCUGAAAUCGCGAGCAACGAACCAGAGGACAAUUGGAGUCCUUGGCGCCGUACGACCAAACGUAAUACAUCACAUUCCUUUCUUCAUCAAAACCAGCACCAGUUACCAGUUCAGUUGAAAGACAAUCGAUACGAUCUGUAUGCGGUUUGCUAUCAUCAAGGGGACACCCUCGAAACGGGCCACUACACGGCAGCUUGUAAAAAUCCGUACGAUCAUCAGUGGUACAAGUUCGAUGAUCAACGAGUGAGUCUCGUUCCUUCAGAGCAAAUUCAGGACGAUAUCGUCAACAACGAGGCUUAUAUUUUGUUUUACCAAAGACGACCUAUCGAUGGUUCCGAGUGUUCAGGUACGAGUUCCAGCUCCGGUGCAGAUCACUGGGUUUCACGAAUAGCAGCUGCUCCCCUCGGAGGAGCCACAGUGCCAAAUGAGAACAAACCGAAAGACGAUCCACCAAAAACGGAAAGCGCUGUCUCGGUGGAAAUUGUUAGCGCGGAAUGUGUGGCCCCGAAGAAAAUAGACGACGAAAUCGCCCCAACUAAACAUUCCGAAGAUGAGAGUGACUUUAGCGGUAGAGACAAAUGUACAGAGCAAAACGGUAGCGACCAACAAGUUGCAGAAUCAAACGAAAAAGUUGUAACGGUCGAGAUUGAAGUAGUCAAAACACCCGAAUCGGUGAAAGAAAGUCCUGAACCGCUAAGCACUAUUCCAUCCAUCACGGAAGCCCAUUCAACAACAAACGUAAGUGAAGAAUCCUCGUCUAAAAUUUCACCAACCACCAGUGAGGAACCUGCCCAAAAAGAGACGCACAACAGACCAGUCGAGGAAACGGAUCACUUCGAACUCUGCGAAGAACCCAAAUCGUCGUCGGUCUCGAGCAGCCGUUUCUCGUUGCCAACGUCACACUCGCACUUUCAGGAUAUCCUCUGGCGAGAUGGGGCGGCAUCGGCUGUAUCGGAGCUACUUCACCACCGGCCGUCUUCGUUCACGUACAAACCCACCUACGAGUCGGAUGCGGUCUCGAUGAUCCGCGGUGCCAACACCUGCAGCAAGGACACACUGCUGUUCAUCGAUCAGCAGUCGCACGCGACCGGUCUGGAUCGGGUUGUGCUAGAUGACGACGACGAUGAGGACCUCAUCGGCAGCGGUCGAGCACUUUGGAUAUCGCCAGUUACACCUCACAAGUUGAUUACGGUAUCGCCCAAGAACUGAGGGCUCUAAGCCCCCAGAAUCCGAUAGACACCCGAGCGUUCGAAGUAAACAAGAUUUCAACCAUCUACCACCAAACUCUCAACCACCAAAAAAUGGAAACUAAAAAAGUUACUGAAAACCUGGGCGUCCUAACGCAGAAAACUAUGGACACGGAUCUAGUGGGUCCGACCCCAAAUCAAAAAAAAAAAUGAUCACGAAACUAUCCAAUCCACACACCACAACAACCAUUUACCUAUACUGUUAAACGUUUUUGUUUUAUUUGUUUUUCUUUUUUGAAUGUUAUCGCCUUUGUUGACUUGUGAGUCGAACAUGUAAAGAAUAUUAUUUAUUGUACCCGUUAGGACCUCCUUCAUCCCUCAACAACUGAAAAAAUCAGCACCAGCAACAACAACCACUAGUUCUAAGUUGUCGAACAAUCUUGUGCCUGAUCGCAUGGGAAACGAAGGUGAGUAUGUAUUUAUUUGCUGUAAAUUUUACUUUAUAAUUACCAACAAACAAGAGGGAAUACACUUUCACACUUGAUUGUACCAUAGGCAUAAAAGAAAACAAUUUUGAAUUGCCACACCUUCCUAGUGUAGCAUAACCUUGUUCAAUCCUUGAUGCGAAUGAGAAAAACGUCUUAAAGAAAAAAGAACAAAAAAUAUGCAUGUUGAAAACAAUGUUUCAAUAUUAUACCAACAAACAACACUUUACCCAUUCCUUAGAGCGCUAAACAUUAGUUAAAGAAAAUUUAGAAAAAAAGAAACGUGUCAGGGAGACGUUUUGUGUGAAUUUAUAAAAAAAAUUGAAAAAAAACGGUUAAUGUAUUUCGAAAAGAAGCAUAAGAAAAAUAACACAAACAAAACCACACACAUACAAAAAAAAAGCAUAAAUCGGAUUGAUUAGCUCUAAAACGGCCAUUUCCGGUCAUUCGUCAUAAGGUACCGGUGCGCUGGAGACGGCAGAGAACAGAGACCGAAAAAAAACCAACAACCAAUUACGCGUGCUACUACCUAUAGGAGAGAAAUCGCGCAGUCGUUAGAUUUUAGUAAGUUUAAAAUGGGUGAGUGAUACAACAGCAGAAACAACAAUUGGAAUACGAGAUUGAAGCGUAGAUAUUACUUCUACUUUGGAGCAAACUAUGAAGCAGAAACUAAAAAUGUUUUUUAAAAAAGCAAGGGGUAAGCAAACGAAGAAAAAAAAUGAUGGAUAAUUAUUACAUGCAUACAGAAACGAGUACAAUUUAAUGUUAGUUAUUUGAUUGUAAAAAGAGUAAUUAAAUUAUAAAUUAUUAGAGAGUA